AUGGCGGCCUGGAGCCUGAACACGAAAGCUAGAAGGCUAGUAGUACAGGGACCAUACAACACACCCAGUCAGCUAAGAGCAAAGAAGUUGUCCUCUGCCUGCAUGAUGGCAUGCCCACGGACCUGCUCCUGCAUCCUGGGGCUGAGCUUGGGGACUGCAGCCCUGUUUGCUGCUGGGGCCAACACAGCACUGCUCAUUCCUAAUUGGGAUGUGACCUACCUGUUGAGGGGCCUCAUUGGAAGGCAUGCCAUGCUGGGCUCUGGGCUCUGGGGAGGAGGCCUCAUGGUAGCCACUGCAGCUGCCCUCAUCUCCUUGAUGGGCUGGAGAUAUGGCUGCUUCAGUAAGAGUGGGCCCUGUCAAAGUGUGCUUACUGCUCUGUUGUCAGGUGGCCUGGCUUUGCUGGGAGCCUUGAUUUGCUUUAUCACUUCUGGUGUAGCACUGAAAGAUGGUCCUUUUUGCAUGUUUGAUGACUCGUCCUUCAAUCAGAUGCAAGCUUGGAAAUAUGGUUACCCAUUCAAAGACCUGCAUAACAGGAAUUAUUUGUAUGACCGUUCACUCUGGAACUCCACCUGCCUGGAGCCCUCUAAUGCUGUCGUUUGGCACGUGUCCUUCUUCUCCAUUCUUCUGUGCAUCAGCGUCCUCCAGCUUCUCCUGGUGGUCAUUCAUUUCAUUAACAGUUUCCUGGGCCUUUUCUGCAGCCUCUGUGAGAAGUGA
Messenger RNA from Cynocephalus volans (Philippine flying lemur), 714 nucleotides. It is a transcript of the gene TM4SF19, whose product is annotated as transmembrane 4 L six family member 19. NCBI's taxonomy places the organism in Eukaryota, Metazoa, Chordata, Mammalia, Dermoptera, Cynocephalidae. The transcript is spliced from 5 exons. The coding region runs from base 1 to 714 and encodes 237 amino acids. The record is from RefSeq and is a predicted model, not a curated record. Gene Ontology annotation, cellular component: membrane.